CGAUUCUACGAAGAGUAACCAUCCGCCUUUGAAACGCGACGAUUUGGAGUUCGGGGCAUCGUAUCUGCUUUUCCGCCAUUCUACCUUCUCUACCAGAUUUCGGUGUCACGCGCAGAGCGCAUCCGUUUGAGAGUCUGUGUGUUUUACAUUGCGGGAAGAGCCGCCACAAGUUGAGAGAGAGCGCUUUGCAAGUCUUUGCGGUGCUCUGUGCAUUUCCAGAAUUCGAAGUCGGUAACCAUGUUGUCAGGAGGAAAGCAGGAGGUCGAUCUCCAGAACAGCAAUAAUCUGGAGAUCGAUGAGGCGGCAAAAUUCGCCGUUGCUGAGCACAAUGACCGCGAGAAUAGCCUGGAGAAGCUCACCUUCUCCAAGGUAGUGUCCUGCCACAUGCAGGUGGUGGCGGGCUCUAUGUAUUACCUGGUCAUCGAAGUAGAGGAGGGCAGCAGCAUCAAGCUGUACGAGGCCAAGGUGUGGGUGAAGCCAUGGCAAAACUUCAAGAAGUUGGAAGAGUUCAAGCUCAAAGAUGCUGGGGUAACCUCCGCUGAUUUGGGUGUCAGAACAGGAGGUCCCCAUUCCACCGGCAGGGGUAUCAGUGCCCCUCCUAGUGGCAAGCAGAGUUGGCCAACAGACGACCUAGUCGUGCAGGAGGCAGCUGAGCAUGCGAUGAAGAUGUUGCAACAGGGAUCAAAUUCUCUCGCAUCAUAUGAGCUCAGCGAAAUCGUGUCUGCAGACGCAGAGCUUAGUGACGAGUCUGCGGACUUCGAAUUGCUUCUCAAGAUUAAGCGGGGCGCUAAGGAGGAACACUUCAAGUCGGAAAUACACCGCACUGGGGAUGGAGAUUGGUCUGUGAAGCAUGUCACGCUUCAGUGAAGGGCCUCUGUAGUGUAAGAAUUUAUUGAAUAUAGAGUACUUCAUAAUUUGUGUAAAUAUUUGUACGUCAUCCUUUAAAAAGGCCAGGGAGAACUGUCGAGGAGGUUGUGAGCAUCAUUUAUAUGGGUACAUUUUGAAAGGAUGUUUUUCUGAAUAUGUUGUAAACUUAAUCAAAUGGGCAAGGAUGUAUGAUUACUAAAUUGUCAGCUUCCGCAGCUUCAGAACAUAUUUAUCACUAA
Messenger RNA from Physcomitrium patens, 1106 nucleotides. RefSeq names its product cysteine proteinase inhibitor 6. NCBI's taxonomy places the organism in Eukaryota, Viridiplantae, Streptophyta, Bryopsida, Funariales, Funariaceae. Gene Ontology annotation, molecular function: cysteine-type endopeptidase inhibitor activity. The record is from RefSeq and is a predicted model, not a curated record.